AUGGAGGGCCGAGAUGGCAAUUCAGAGAAUUACAUUAGCGAGGGAUAUCUGCACAUUGCUGACUAUAAAUUGCUCAGGGAGGAGCUGGAAGUGCUCGGGGAUGAUCCAGUUGAUCCAUCAGAGCUAAUCGAUGAUGGACAAAGCGGAAUCAUGAGGGAUCAGGUUGUAUCUAUGGCAGAAGAAGAGAGCCUGACAGAUGAGAGUAAGGCGAUCAUGCAGCAGCUCGAGCAGCUCAAGAAUCGGCGCAACGAAUUGGCCGAGGAACUCACCUCCGUCGAUGAGCAGAUUGAUGAGCUCCAAAGAAUGCUGAUCAGCGAGCGAAAGAGGACCUCCUCAGUUUCUGAUAACAUCCGAGUUUUCGAAGGACUGGCAGCGCCGAAGAGAAAUCCCGUCAGCCGCUCUCAGACGAUGAUUCCUUCGCCGAAGCAUCCGUCGAGUUAUACUCAUCUCUGGCAUUUGUCGGAGAAAAACGGGGACGACGAAGUUGUCAUUCCGGAGGAUUUGAUGAUGAUUCAGCCGAACAGAACUCUCCCUAGUUCCAUCAAAAUGUCAGCCAUUCCAUCGAGAGACUCGAAGCCAAAGCCACCGUCCGACAAAGUCCCGCUGAAGAUCGGCUCGUUCGACGAAUUCGGAAGUAUUCAAGCGCCGCCGCAAAUUUGCAAUUUGCCAACGCGAUCGCAUGGAUCAUCGAAGAGCAUUUCGUCGCUGGAGGAACCAAUUUAUGUAAAUGCGAUGAUUUACAAGACGAUGGACGAGGUUAUUGCUGAAACUGGACACGAUACUGACGAUUCUGUCGCGGAUAUCAUCGAACAAUCAGAUGACGAAAUCGUCGAUGGAAACGAUUCCGUGCUCUGUGAUGGACCACCGAUCGAGGACGAUAGAGUUGGAGCGAGUCCAGCCAUUGAUCACAUCAAAGUUCGAAAUCUCCAAGAAGCAUCAAUGUAUUCCAAAAGACAUUACCUGGCGAAAAACUUGCUCGAAACAGAACAGAAAUAUUAUCAUCAACUAAGGGCGUUGGAAAGAGUGAAUAGCUCAUUCAGGCAAAAUAUCAAAGCUUACAAGAGCAAAAGUUUGAUAAAAGAAAACGAAUGCCAGAUUAUCUUCUUUCGAAUUCCAGAUCUAACCCGAACCCAAGAUGAGAUCGUGAAGAAACUAACGCUAAAGCUCCGCGACUGGUCGACCGAUUCGACCUUUACAGACAUCAUUUGGUUGAUAAAAGAGAACUUGAAACUAUACGAAGAAUACAUCAAUAAUUACACGAGAGCGCGAACGCUUUUAGAGCAUCUGAUCAAGACGAAACAGGGGGAUCGACUUGCGGACUUGCUGAAAGUUUCGAUUACUGAAACGCGAGAGAAAGAUAUUCUGGUUCAAGAUUUACUCUACAAGCCCGUCGACCGAAUGACACAUCAUAUUUCAGUUCUUGACGAUAUUAUUCGCCACACUCCAUCAACUCAUAAUGACUACGAUAAACUACGCUCCUAUCAAUCCGAAUUCUGGCGAGUCCUGACAACAGUUAACAAAGGUCACGUGUCCAAGGGAACGAGAAAGGUUCAAGAGAAAGAAAUCAUCAAAUCGGGAUAUGUGACCGAAGAAAUUUCCGAAACAGAGAAGAAAUUGCGAUAUGUGAUUUUGAGCAAUGAGAUGAUUCUUUGCAUGAAACCGACGAACAUGAAGAAACGCGAGCUGGACACAAAGUGGUGGAUUCCGCUGAACAACGUAAACGUCCAACUGCGAGAAACGAAAGAGCAAAUCUCUAUGGGCAAAAAGAUGAAAAUGAAUGAACUGGACAAAGAAAUCGUAGAAUUGAAUCAGAAGAUUUCGAGGCUAGACCCGAAGAAGGAUCGAAGGCAAAGAAACAAGUUCCUCGAAAACAUCCAAAAGAGGAGAAUUGAUAGGCUGAAAAUCUCGCAGACUGUUCCUUUGGAAAUCAAAAAUUGCCAGGAUGGAAAGGAAAUGAAACCGCAUCGAUUUAUGUUCUCAAGUGAAUAUGAGAGAGCAGCGUGGACAGAAGAGAUCCACGGCGCCCAGCGCAAGAACACUGGACGCAUCAACAUAACAAGCUACGAUAUCAAAGACCUGAUCGAAAAGUUCAAACUAGAAGGACCUCCCGCUUCAGUACCCGAAUCUUCAAUGAAACAUUCCAGAUCAAGCUACCUAAACGGAUACCUAUCAGUGACAGUUAAUCAAGCAAGCGGCUUUCAGAAGGACUCAAACGCAUGGGUAGCGAUUGAGACUGAUUUUUACGGCUCUUUCACGACCCAAGCUAGGACGAGAAUUCAACGAACAAAAGGCGAUUCAAAUAGAAAGAACUCCUACCUCGCCGAGUGGAAAGAAGAGUUCGAAAUCGACGCCAACGGUUGCGUGGACCUAGUCGCUCUUGUUCUCAACAAUCAACCAUGUGGAGAUGGCAGCAUCUCCAGAGACAUUUUAGUUGCCAAAGGAGAAUUGCGACUUCCAGCAGUUUGUGGUCUGAUGGAGGGCGAAAGCUGCCCAGUGAGAAUCGAAACUUCUGGAGGCAUCGAUCUCAUGCUCGUUUUCAAAUACGUGAGCAGAGAGACCUUCAGAAAGAGGGUGAAAAAUGACGCCGACAGUACGAAUAAAGUUUUUGAUACGUCUCUUCGGGUUCUCACUGCUAAAGAAGGUCGCAACUGUCCAUUGAUCGUCAAGUCUUGCAUCAGCGAGAUCGAGAAUCGAGGGAUGAAGGACGUCGGAAUCUACCGCGUUUCUGGCGCCAAGAGCGACAUCGACGAAAUCAAACGCUACUUCGAAGAAAAUCACCCAGAUCUCUCAGAGAAACUGGCGAGGGUAGAUACUCACGCAGUGACAGGCUGCAUGAAACGAUUCUUCAUGGACUUGAGAGAGCCGCUGAUUCCGCACCCUUUUUCCGACAGAUUAUUCAAGUUGGACCUCGUCAACAAAUCCGAUGAAGACAAAAAGCUGCUGAUUCUGGAUGCUCUAAACGGCCUACCAGUAGAGAAUCAGGGCACACUGCACACGCUGUGGUCUCAUUUGCGCAAAAUCGCCGCUAUUUCAGAGAACAAAAUGGAUUUGCCAAAUCUAUCAAUCGUUUUCGGACCCUCGCUCAUCGCCGCAGAAGAGAAAUCCUCCGGCAUCAACCCAAUCGAUGCAAUUCAGAUUCGAGGAAAUAUUUUGUUGUCCAUUUUGGAAAUGGACAACUUUCCAGCACCUAAUGAGCAGUUGCUUGACGAUUCUUCAAGUUGGUCCGAGCGUCGCGUUUCCCGCAGCAGACCGACCCAAUCCAUUUCGUCCACAGGCUACAUUGUAGUGAAAGAAGAGUUCGAAGAUGAGCCGCUCGAACUCGAGCUGGAAGAAGACGGGAAUCUGCGAAUGUCGACUUUGAUCUCGCAGUUCUCCGGCGCAUGCGGUUUACGCUUUCGAAAUGCUGCCACGGGCGCCAUGCGCGGCGUCCGUCUUCACAACGAUCUCUUUCUUCCGCCCAAUGGAGCUGAAGGUUGGCCAACCGAUGUCGUCUUUAAUGUUGUUUACAGUAAAAAACCGGACAAUGGUGCAAAAAAAGUAGAAAACGGACACCAAUCGACGUCUGCGAUUCCAAGAAGAAGCGGAAAUAAACCGUCAGAUCUGGCCGUGUUGAGCAUCCCCUGGCAGACGACGGCAGAAGACUUGAAGAUGUAUUUUUCGCGCUUUGGUAAAGUAGUCUUUUCGGACAUAAAAGUGGACGCGGAGACUGGGAAAUCGAGGGGAUUUGGAUUCAUCAGAUUUGAACACUACGAGAGCCAGGUGGCGGCGAUGGAGUGUCCCAUUCACGAGCUCGAUGGGAGACAAAUCGUUCUGAGGCUAACGAAAAAGAAUUCGAAGCAUUCCAACAAGUUUUUUUUACAGGAAUGUCAGAGAAAUCCUAUCCAACAAAUAAGAAAUGGCGAAACUGGGAACCAAUUGCGAAAGGUUUUCGUCGGACGACUUACCACCGACCUAAAUCGUCAUGAUCUUCAAGAAUAUUUUUCUCAAUUUGGGCACAUCACCGAAAUCACCAUUCCGCAGCCUUUUAGGAGCUUUGCCUUCAUCACUUUUGCCGAUUCGAAUGAUGCCAUUUCGAUUUUGGACCAAGACCAUUUGAUAAAAGGAACUUCGGUUGUUACUCGCUCUGCGGAUCCGAUUCAAGAUGACAGAAAUAGAAGAAACGCGAAUCAGAACAACACCGGCAACGGGAGCAACAGCCUCAAUCAAAAUCAAGGGCGCUUUCAAAACCAAAAUGCGAGAACAUUCUCCAACAAUUCAGCCGACACUUCCGUCGAUCCAAUGAUCAUGCAUCAGGUGCAGCAAGCCCUAAAUCAAGUGAUCCAGCCGACGAAUUCGAUUGCCGAGGAAGCUACUCAGCCGCGCGUCCGCUUUUCCGAGCAGCCCGUUUCUUCCACUCGCCAUGUCCAGGACGAUCCUUUCAACGGCGUCUACCGAACUCGGCCAUCGUCAAACAGUCCUACAAACCACUCGUCGAUUCUCGACUCUGGCUUGAUCUCACGAAGUUUGCAGCAGCCUCCAAUUCAACGAGGCCGGCCGAAUCGCAUCCUUCGAGGAACCAGCCCACCUUCGUGGAGCAACAGGAGUCCGUGGGGCGACGCGCCAGAUCCGCAAAGGCAAAACUACUUUAGCCCAGGAUCGUGGCUUUAG
This is a messenger RNA of Oikopleura dioica, 4647 nucleotides long. Lineage: Eukaryota; Metazoa; Chordata; Appendicularia; Copelata; Oikopleuridae. The record is from the annotation of a GenBank genome assembly.